Messenger RNA from Diaporthe amygdali, 771 nucleotides. RefSeq names its product Frag1/DRAM/Sfk1 family protein. The transcript is spliced from 3 exons. Bases 1 to 771 code for a protein of 256 amino acids. Lineage: Eukaryota; Fungi; Ascomycota; Sordariomycetes; Diaporthales; Diaporthaceae. The record is from RefSeq and is a predicted model, not a curated record.
AUGGCACCUGGACCUUGGUCUAGGGUUUUCCCACAGAAUUUCCGUUAUUCUCACAGGCUUUGGGUUUUCCCCCUCGUAGCCGGAAUCUCCUGGUUCUCCACGCUCACAAUUCUUCUCGUCCGGUGGCUAGCGAUUGGCCAACCCAGAUAUCCGGGCCAGAUUAACCCAGAAAUCCCCUUUAUCAGCGACAUUGCGGCCUUCAACUUCCAGCCUGUUUUCAUUGCAGGUUGUGCCAUCACUGGCGUGACAUUCGCCGGCACGGUCUUUGCCGUCCAUCAUGUGCGCUACUCGCCCAGGUUCUACGGGCUGACCGACGACGCCCUGUGGAGGCAAACCACGAGCUUCUGGGCCUUGUUCAUGGGCCUUGUGGCGGCUUCGUGCCUUGUGUUACUAAGCAUCUUUGACACAUUUGAGAAUAAUGAUGAGCACCGCUACCUUCUCAUGAGCACUUUUGGCGGGCUUGGGCUGGCCGCGAUUCUGACGACUGCAGUGUGGUGGGAUCAAGCCUGGGGCCCGGCGCAGUUCCCUGGCCUGCGAAAAUGGUGUCUUUUCAACACAGUCCUGGUUCUCAGCCAGAGCGCUGUUGGCAUCUCGUUCAACACUUUCCUGUAUAUGAAGCGAUACAGGGAGGCUGGAUUUUCGGAGUGGACCUUGUGCUAUUUGGGAUCGCUUUGGCUUGUUUCUUUCGUAGGAUAUACGAGGUUCAGAGAAGAUUCCAACGGUAUUGGAGCGAUUGACGAGCGUCAGCCGCUACUGGACCAGUCGGCUUAG